Molecule: messenger RNA, 945 nt
Organism: Lactuca virosa
Lineage: Eukaryota; Viridiplantae; Streptophyta; Magnoliopsida; Asterales; Asteraceae
Source: the annotation of a GenBank genome assembly
AUGACAAUGGUUGCCGAGGAACACGUGGUGCCCAAACCAAAGUUUCAAUUCGCCAUUGAAAAGAUUGAAUUAUCUGAUGAUGAAGAAGAUCAAGAGGAUCAAGAAAAUGAAUUGAUAGAAAAAGAGUUUCAAGACUUUAUUCAGCAAAGUAUCUUAAAACCAGAGAAGGAUGCAGUUGUCACACCACCGGUUGUGACUGAAAGGGAAAGUGACACAACGGUGCAAUCUUCCAUAUCGACACCUGAACAGAUGGAUGCUCUCAUAGCAAAAUUUCAGCGAACUGCAAGGAAGCCUCCCCAAACAGUUCAUGUCGCUACUGAACCUCCGUCUGAAAGUGACCCAGAAGACUCAGCCUACACUUUACUCCAAAGGAAGCAAAAAAGAAGAGAUCCAAGGCCGGGAGUGUUUAUCACGGACCCAAUUCAAAAGAAAUCUACACCGAUUAAGCUUGGUUCUAUGGCUCAAAACAUACAAAACACAUUCACUGAGACCUUUCCAGUGAUUCAAGAAAUACCAAGCCCGUUCCCUGAGCCCAUUCUUAUGGAUCAGGAUUUUCAAAGCCCAAUUGUUGAAGAAGAAGUCAUACCUUCAGAAGGAGCUCAAGCUUCAGGAAGCUCACUUAAAACACCCGAGCUGGACAUCUCCAAAGACAAAAGCAAGUUGCCUGAAUCUGAAUUUGUUAAUGUCGUUCAGCUUCAGAACAGAGUCUUUGAUCUGGAACAAAACUCUGCUGAAAAAGAUUUGAUCUCAGAGCUUCAAGCGAAUCUCGGUGGUUUAACUGCUCUAUUCUUUGAUCUGAAACAACGCGUAUUUCAGAAUUUUGGUGAUGAAUUUCAACCCUUGAGCGCUGAAGGAGAAAAUAUUACUGCUUCUCGUUCAAGUCCCGCCACUCCAACUUCACAAUCUUCAAGUGAAAGAGAUGCAAGACCUGCAAACAGAUGCUAA